AUGGCUGUGCGGAAAGUGGUAACCGAUUAUGAGUCCCCUGUGUGGCAAGCCAUCCGUCAAAUUUUGCCUGGUGUAACGAUGACCGGCUGCCUCUUCCAUUACACACAGGCUGUGUUCCGAAAGGUUCAAGAAUUUGGAUUACAACAGGCCUACCGAUUUGACGCUGCUACACACAUGAUAAUCAGACAGUUGAUGGCUUUGCCCACGGUCCCAGUAGAGCAUGUUGCUCCUGUCUUUCAGCGUCUUGAGGAUUCCUCGGCAGAUGUCCCUGCGCUGCAGCAAAUUAUGACUUACAUGCGAUCGUUCUGGUUAGAUGGUACUGUUUUCACACCUCGGGAUUGGGUCGUAUACAGACAGACGAUCCGGACUAACAACGAUCUUGAGGGAUGGCAUCACCGCCUUAACAGGAGAGGCAAACGUGCUAAGAUUCCAUUCUACAUGCUCUGCACUUUACUCUACGAGGAAGCCCUCACU
Molecule: messenger RNA, 474 nt
Organism: Anneissia japonica
Lineage: Eukaryota; Metazoa; Echinodermata; Crinoidea; Comatulida; Comatulidae
Exons: 4
Source: RefSeq, a predicted model, not a curated record